UCGGAGAGUCGCGGAGCCCCGCACGGAUCCCGUCCCGGAGCCCGGCUGAACGCCACCGCAGAGCUCCUUCAGAAGGUCCCGCAGCCCGGCUGAAUCCCACCGCAAAGUCCCGUCGGGAGUUCCCGGAGCCCGGCUGAGCCCCGUCCGAGGGUCCCGGAGCCCCAGCCCCACGGCAAAGCCCCACCGGAGGGUCCCGGUCUGGGCAGCCGCCUGCGCCGGAGCCCGCUCGGAGGAGGCUCCCGGAGCCCGCGGGACCCUCGGUGAGCGGCGGUGCCCGGGGGCUUCCCCCCCCGGUCCCUCCAUGGACUGAGAUGGCCUCGGAGCUGGCCAUGAGCGCGGAGCUGCCCACGAGCCCCCUCGCCAUCGAGUACGUGAACGAUUUCGACCUGAUGAAGUUCGAGGUGAAGAAGGAGCCGGCGGAGGCGGAGCGGCUGUGCCACCGCCUGCCCGCCGGGUCCCUGUCGUCCACCCCGCUCAGCACGCCCUGCUCCUCCGUGCCUUCCUCGCCCAGCUUCUGCGCUCCCAGCCCCGGCGGGCAACCGGCCCCCGGCCCCCCGGCUACCACCGCCGCUUCCCUGGGCUCCAAACAGCAGCUGGAGGAGCUGUACUGGAUGUCGGGUUACCAGCAUCACCUCAACCCCGAAGCUCUCAACCUGACGCCGGAGGACGCGGUGGAGGCGUUGAUCGGUGCCCCUCACCAUCAUCAUCAUCAUCACCACCAAGGGUACGAGCCCUUCCGACCUCAACCCUUCGGGGGCGAGGAGCUGCCGCCGGCCGCCCAUCACCAUCCCGGCCACCACCAUCAUCAUCACCACCACCUACGCCUGGAGGACCGGUUCUCCGACGAUCAGCUGGUGAGUAUGUCCGUGCGGGAGCUGAACCGGCAGCUGCGGGGCUUCAGCAAGGAGGAGGUGAUCCGCCUCAAGCAGAAGAGGAGGACCUUGAAGAACCGGGGCUACGCUCAAUCCUGCCGCUACAAGCGGGUCCAGCAACGGCACAUCUUGGAGAACGAGAAAUGCCAGCUGCAGAGCCAGGUGGAGCAGCUCAAGCAGGAGGUGUCCCGCUUGGCCAAGGAAAGGGAUCUGUACAAAGAAAAAUAUGAGAAGUUGGCCGGCCGGGGCUUCCCGCGGGAGCCCUCCCCAUCCGCCGCCCCGAAAGCCACCGCUGACUUCUUCAUGUGAGCCGGGCUGGUGGGAUGGGGUGGGAUCCCCUUUUUGGUUUUUUGGUUUUUUUCCUCAUGCGGGGAGAGCAAGCCCGCCGCUUCUAUUUAAAAAAGAAAAAAAAAUAUGAAAAAAAAAAUAUUAAUAUUAUGAAGUCCCCACUGAAAUUUUGGGGAGGGGAAGUUGAACUGCUCCCCUCCCACCACGCACCCACCCAUCGGGACUCGGGGUGGGGGUCCCGGGGUGGGGGAGUGGGGGGCAGCCCUGCAUGCGGGACGUGUACGGCCACCCGCCCCCCUUCCCGGGAGCAUCAGCGCCAUCCAGGUGGCUUCUCCCCACCUUUUCCUGCGGGUUUCCCCCUCCAUUGGGAUUUUUAUUCUUCGAGGGAUCCCCACGAAUCGGCCGGGGGGGUCCCCGGCAGCGCUGCGCCCUGCCCGGCCCCUCCGCCCACCCCCCAUUCCCGGCCGGCAAACCUGAGCCACAUUUAACUUAUUCACCCUUGUAAAUAUGUAGAAAAUUAGUUCGUUUUUGCCUUUUUUUUUUUUUCUUUUUUUUUUUUUUUCUUUUAUUGUUUUUUUUUCCUUGAGCCUAUAUUUUGCUUGGUGAUUUACGAGAAAAAGAAAACGAACAAAAACAAACAAACAAAAAAGAAAAACCAACAAAAAAACCCUAAAAUCCUUUAGAAAAGAGAAAAAAAAAUUACACGAGUCUUAAAAGUUUGUAUGUAAUAGCAUGCAAAUAAUAUCCGAGUUAAUUUAACGAUGUUGGGAAGAACCCGAAUGCACUAUAUACAGGAAUCGAUUGGGUGAAAUAAUACUGUUUUAUAGAGAUUUAAAAUUAUCUAUGCUCUUAAAAAUAGUGGGGAGGGGCGGGAGGGGAAGAGGUAACAAUUUUAGGGCGACCUGAAAGGCAAUAUAGUAAUAUAUGGACUGCAAACGGUUGGCUGCUAUCUCACUAUGCACCAGAUUUAUUUAUUAACCCUCGGGAAGCGGAAAAUCUUAUUUUAACCUCGAUGUUUGGAGAGAAAAAAAAACACAGACGGCAAGAAAAUGCACAUUAUUUGUUGUGGAAACAAGAGGAAAAAAAAAAAGGAUUAAGAAUUCGUGCAAUCGUUGGAGCGAAAGCGGGACCGAUCCUGCGCGGAGGAGCGGGGCGGGUUUGUUUGUUUUUUUCCUUUUUUA
This is a messenger RNA of Lonchura striata (white-rumped munia), 2341 nucleotides long. RefSeq names its product MAF bZIP transcription factor A (gene MAFA). Gene Ontology annotation, molecular function: DNA-binding transcription factor activity, RNA polymerase II-specific; RNA polymerase II cis-regulatory region sequence-specific DNA binding. Lineage: Eukaryota; Metazoa; Chordata; Aves; Passeriformes; Estrildidae. Gene Ontology annotation, cellular component: nucleus. The record is from RefSeq and is a predicted model, not a curated record. Gene Ontology annotation, biological process: regulation of transcription by RNA polymerase II; response to glucose; insulin secretion.